AGCAUCGUCCGUGACAUCACGCCGCGCCUCAUCGGGGAGCGCCCCAACACCUACACCUACACCAAAGCCCUGGCAGAGUGCGUGGUCCAGAGGGAGAGCAGCAAGCUCAGCAUCGGCAUCAUCAGACCCUCCAUAGUGGGAGCCAGCUGGCAGGAGCCUUUCCCUGGUUGGAUCGACAACUUCAAUGGACCAAGCGGAGUCUUCAUCGCUGCGGGGAAGGGCAUCCUGCGCACCAUGAGAGCCAACAAUGAUGCGGUGGCGGACCUCAUCCCCGUGGACGUGGUCAUCAACCUGACCCUGGCCGCUGGCUGGUACACGGCAGUGCACAGACCCAAAACAGCGUUGGUUUACAACUGCACAACGGGCGGCACAAACCCUUUCCACUGGGGAGAGAUCGAGCACCAUGUGAUGUCCAGCUUCAAGAGGAACCCUCUGGAGCAGGCUUUCAGAAGGCCCAACGCCAACAUCACCUCCAACUACCUGAUGAACCAGUAUUGGAUCCUGGUCAGCCACAAGUUCCCUGCCCUCAUCUACGACCUCUACCUGAGACUGUCCGGACAGAAACCCCAGAUGAUGCGUAUCUUCAACCGGCUGCACAAGGCCAUCGGYCUGCUGGAGUACUUCAGCAGUCAGGACUGGGAGUGGAACUCCGAGAACAUGAGCAUGCUGAUGAGCCACCUCAGCCCUGAGGACAGGAAGCUAAGUAGCUCCAGACAUGGAGAAGCGCUACCAGUGAGACAGCGCCAGUACAUCAACGAGAACGGGAGAGGUGAGGACGCUAGGGCAGAACAACUCCGCGAGCAGCCCAUGCCUCACAACACCCCACUCUUCUCAAACCAGACUCUUCACCCCUCAGACUCCGAGCACACCACCCCACCACCUCUUUACACCCAGACCUCACCCCGCCUCUCAGAUACCUCCUACGCACGCACAUCACACCCACUCUUUGAACCAGACACCCUCAUGACCUCCAGCAUGCACACAACCCCACUCUUUAACGACUAA
This is a messenger RNA of Salvelinus sp. IW2-2015, 1005 nucleotides long. Its product is annotated as fatty acyl-CoA reductase 1-like. The record is from RefSeq and is a predicted model, not a curated record. Gene Ontology annotation, molecular function: alcohol-forming very long-chain fatty acyl-CoA reductase (NADP+) activity. Lineage: Eukaryota; Metazoa; Chordata; Actinopteri; Salmoniformes; Salmonidae. Gene Ontology annotation, cellular component: peroxisome. Gene Ontology annotation, biological process: long-chain fatty-acyl-CoA metabolic process.